AUGGACGAUAUUUACAGAGAAUCCCGUCGCGAUUACAUGGAGGAUGACGUCGCUACUAGACGACGUGAUACUAUUAAGUACUGCUCUCGCAUAACUGGCGAACCCGAGGAGAAGUUUGAAGGCCUCUUGGAAGCUUGUAAAUCCAAAGCCGCCGAGUUCCUCCAGAAGCAUGGGAUUGGCUCUGGGGUUGGCGUCGACUACUUCCAAUGGCGCGCCGAUAUACUUAUGUGGAAUAAUAUGUCCAAGUUAGAAGGUGCUGAACCAUGCCCUUUUCUAGCUAAGAAGCCCGGCCUCUGCACCGAGCCAAAGUCGGAAGAAUACAGUGACUUGUGCGACCUGUAUACGGGACAACUUAUUCCAGCCGCAGAAUGGGAAAAGAGACGAGCACAGGCUUUAGCCACAGCACCAGCGCCGUCUCAUCUCGCUCAGGCCGAAUCGGAACAAGUCUGGCAGACCGAAACCAAAGCAAACGAGGAAACUGGAACAUAUGUCUGGUCACAAGAACAGGCAGACGCCGUCUGGGACAAGGUCUUCAAGGGCCACAAGAAGGUCUGCAACCAACCUAGCUUCUCCGUAAUGCUACCCCUAGAGCGAAGCCACCAGAAAUGCAUCGUUGAACGCAUCGGUCGUAGCAACCAGCUCGUCGACAGCCGCUACCUCCACAUAGUCUGGAUCUCCACUCGCAACGAGCACGGCCAAUUCGCUGGCUUCAAGAUCGUCCUCUCGCCGGUUAACAGAGUAGUUGAUAUCACGGACAUCUUGUUCCUCCAUGCCAUUACCGUGGCGUGGAAUAUGGUAUGGUAUUGGCUAGGUAAAAUAUUGACCUUGGGCGAAGACGUCAACUUCGCGACGUGCAACGAGGAAUACCUCUGGCAGACCCUUGCUAAGCGACAAGAUCCUAUGGCAGCUGUGGAGAGAAAUUUAGCUUCCAAGGAGUAUGACAACCUCUACUUUAAGAGGACUUAA
Messenger RNA from Daldinia childiae, 966 nucleotides. RefSeq lists its product as uncharacterized. The record is from RefSeq and is a predicted model, not a curated record. NCBI's taxonomy places the organism in Eukaryota, Fungi, Ascomycota, Sordariomycetes, Xylariales, Hypoxylaceae. The coding region runs from base 1 to 966 and encodes 321 amino acids. The transcript has a single exon.